AUGGACAGAAAGUCAUCAGCUAGUACGAAUCUGAUGCCCGGAAAAUCUUGUGGUUUUCUAGACCUACAAGCACCAAUACAGGUCAAUGAACAACAAAACCGAUGUCAAGGUUUUAUGGUGUCGUCAAGUGCAAAGGUUCAAGAUGUUUUCCCCAUUCCAGAUAGGAAUAUGCUAAGAUUCGAUGCACCAAUGCCAUUAGUUGAUUGUCAUGGCAAGCCCGAGGUGAUAAAUAAUUCUUGCGAUGAGGACAAUUCUUAUUCGGUGGGACAACAUGCCGAUGAGCACAAUGAAGGUGUGAGAGAGAAAAAAGAGUUGCCUUGGCAGCGUGUGAAAUGGACUGAUCAAAUGGUGAAGCUCUUGAUUACUGCUGUUUCUUAUAUUGGAGAAGAUCCUGCCUCUGAUGCUGGUGAUGCUGGUGGAAAAAGGCAUUCGCCACUUUUACCAAAGAAAGGGAAGUGGAAAGCUAUCUCCAAGGUCAUGGCCGAGAAAGGCUAUCACAUAUCUCCUCAACAGUGUGAGGAUAAGUUCAACGAUCUGAACAAAAGGUAUAAGAAACUCAACGAUAUACUUGGGAGAGGCACCUCUUGCAAGGUUGUUGAAAACCCUACACUUUUGGAUUCGAUGGAUCUGUCUGACAAAGCGAAGAAUGUUGUUAAGAAGAUAUUGGGCUCAAAGCAGUUGUUUUACCAAGAAAUGUGUUCAUAUCACAACAGGAAUCGGAUGUACAUUCCUCACGAUCAGGCUAUUCAAAGAUCGUUACAGUUGGCUCUUAGAAGUAGUGACGAUCAAGAAUCUCAUGAGACCAGGGCCUACGUCAUGGACAGCAUUGACAAGGAGGAAGAAAAUGAUGCAAGUGAUGGUGUAAAUGAGGGUACACGAGAAAAACAUGCUUUGAGUAAGGAUCUUACAUUAAGGGUGCCUGCAAAGAGGAAGAAACCAGGGUACGAACACGAAGACAUGGACUCUAGUUACAUUAUGAACUUUCACUCUGCAGUGAAAACAUCUGGUCCUCAUGAUCAACCAAGUGUGAACCCAGUAUUUGGUGAGGGAAGUGAUGGAGAAUCGCUACAUGAUCAAUGGUUCAUGUCUCACGCACUUCAGUUAGAAGAGCAGAAAUUACAGAUUCAAGCGGAAAUGCUGGAGUUGGAGAAACAGCGUAUAAGCUGGCUGAGGUCUAGUGAGGUUGAAGACAGGGAGUUGGAGAAGAUGAGAAUGGAAAAUGAGUAUUUAAAGCUUGAGAAUGAGCAAUUGGCAUUUGCAAUCAAAUGCCGAGAAAUGGGUGCCAAUUGA
Messenger RNA from Fraxinus pennsylvanica, 1290 nucleotides. The record is from the annotation of a GenBank genome assembly. Lineage: Eukaryota; Viridiplantae; Streptophyta; Magnoliopsida; Lamiales; Oleaceae.